AUGGCAGAGGCGACAACAUCGCCCAGUGCAUUGCUGCACGUGGGACUGAUAAAGACUAUUUCUGCGGACUCACUUCUUGCAACAAUUGCUAUUGUCGUCGCCAUCGUCUUCUUCAUUCAGACAGUCUACCGAAGCCUUUUUCAUCCACUUCGUUCGGUGCCAGGACCAUGGAUCAACAGCGUAUCAGAGCUACCGGCCACCUUGGCUUUGGUGACCGGAAACCAGCACAUCUAUUACCGGUGGUUGCACGAGAAGUACGGCCCCGUGGUAAGGGUAUCUCCAAACGAGUUGGGCUUUGUCAGUGUACAAGCGCGAGAGGAGAUAUACGGACUUCGAAAGGGAGGUUUAAACAUGGAAAAAAGUCCCAUCUUUCUUGGCGCGGUGGGAAAUGUCAAUGGACAGACGGGUGUAAGCCUCGCCCUGAACGAAAACCAUGCACGUCAACGCAGAGCGCUGGGUUACCUCUUCACCAACAGCGCAUUGAUUCAGCACGAAAGUCUGAUCAGUGUGCAUAUACACAAGUUGGUAGCCGUUCUCAAGAGAUUUGCCCAAGAGAAACAAUCCGUGGAUUUCUCAGAUUGGUACACGUACGUGGCCUUUGAUGUUAUGGGAGAGCUAUGCUUUGCGGAGCCAUUUGGUUGUCUAGACCAAGGCUCAGUCACUGAAUGGUCGACUUCCGUGAUCAAUGUGUUUAUAGCAGCCGCUUGGACCCAAGGCAUACGUCGAUUGUCUGGAGUGGGGACUUGGCUCGAGUAUGUGCUGGUAAAACUCUUGGUGCCCAGAAAAGCAUCCCAGUGGCGCACCACUCAUCUGGAGAAUUCUCGCAAGAAGACGCUUGCCCGUCUUGGAGCCGGAGAUAGGGAUCACCCCGACUUUCUCUACCACAUUCUCAAGAAUGAGUCGAGAAAGUCGCUUUCUCAGACCGAGGUGGUUCUCAAUAUGGCACUCUUCAUUAGCGCAGGAACCGAUACAACGGCCACUGCUAUGACUGGCUGGACUUAUUACAUCUGCACACACCCAAAGGUCUAUGACCGUCUUGUGAAAGAGGUUCGUGAAGCACUUUGGGCGAGCGACGAUAUCAAGUGGGAAAAGGUGAAGGAUCUACGAUAUCUAGAGGCAUCUCUGAACGAGGCACUCAGACUUUUCCCGCCAUCCGCAGCAAGCCAACAACGUAUAGUCCCUCCAGGCGGUGCAACGAUAGACGGCUACUAUGUACCCGCAGGCAAGACCGUUGCCGUGUCGCCCUGGGCCACGACGCAUUCGAGUUUGAAUUUCUGCAAACCCGAUUCAUUUCGACCUGAGCGCUGGUUGGGGGAGGGCGAGCAAUUUACAAAUGACCAUUUGAAUGCGUCGCUGCCUUUUGGCACUGGGCCUCGGGUGUGCAUUGGCAAGAAUCUGGCAUACAUGGAAAUGCGCCUCCUUGCCGCCAAUCUGCUUUGGCAUUUCGACAUGGAGCUAGAUGUAUCGGAUUACAGGGCGAAGAACGAGAUAUGGGGUCUGAAUGGUAAAAUGAAACCUGUCAAGGUUUUUCACUCCACAAUGAAGCCGGAGCUAUGGGUAUCAUUGAAGCCAGUCGAGCAAAAUAAUAGCACGUAG
Molecule: messenger RNA, 1596 nt
Organism: Pestalotiopsis fici W106-1
Lineage: Eukaryota; Fungi; Ascomycota; Sordariomycetes; Amphisphaeriales; Sporocadaceae
Exons: 4
Coding region: 1-1596 (531 amino acids)
Molecular function (GO): monooxygenase activity; oxidoreductase activity, acting on paired donors, with incorporation or reduction of molecular oxygen; iron ion binding
Source: RefSeq, a predicted model, not a curated record